AUGCGGGCCUCCCGAUGGAUCUGGAUUGCCGCCACAUUCCUCACCUCAACCGUCCACUCAACAGAGACAGCACCCUUCACCGCAGCAGAAAAGGCCACAGCCAACAAACGAGCCUUUGAAGUCCUCCGCAUCCUCAGACGAGACGACAACAAUUGCCCGAGAGGCUUCAACCCCUGCACCGAACUGGGCAACGCCAACGCAUGCUGUAAGCAGGGAACGAACUGCUCGCGCGAUGGCGCCAACAACAUCGCCUGCUGUGCGAGCGGCGCAAGCUGCACCGGCAGUCUAACAGACACGAAGACGACAGGCACAGGCACUGUGUUCAUGUUCCCCAGCGGCGCAACCGCAACCACCACGGAGUUCGGGGCACCGUCUGUUACUGGGUCAACAUUGGAUGGCGCAUACCCAUUUGUCGUCGUUCCAACCACUUUCAAGAAUGCCGAGACUUGCUCGUCUUACUACUCCGUGUGUCAGUCUGAGUACGCGCUGUGUACUGGCAAUCUGAUGGGCCGCUACGGCGUCACUAUUGGCGCCGCCGGGGGAGGCAAGACAGUUCAGGCUGUCACGGCUGCAUCGCAGGCGACUUCCAUUUGCUCGAGCUUGAGUGUUGAGGCUUGUCAUGGUAUCAACCUGGCGUAUUGUAGCGGCGUUGCGACACAGACUGGCAGUGCGGAUGCGGAUGGGAAUGAUGCCUCUCCUGCGCGGAUGUCGAGUCUCCAUGAUCUGGUCUUCGGACUAGCAGUUGGAGUUGCGGGGAUGUUUAUAUGA
Molecule: messenger RNA, 768 nt
Organism: Penicillium verrucosum
Lineage: Eukaryota; Fungi; Ascomycota; Eurotiomycetes; Eurotiales; Aspergillaceae
Exons: 1
Coding region: 1-768 (255 amino acids)
Source: RefSeq, a predicted model, not a curated record